AUAUAUAGAUAGGUAUACACACGGUGAAGCCUUGUUCCACCAACGCCCUUCCAACACCACACAGACACACCCCUGACGACCAACCGUUGAGGAAAAGAAAGCGAGGGAAAAUUCUGACUUGUUCCCCCAGUCGACUCGGUCCUUGACUCACUCCAUAACUUUCAUAGAUCGACUGUGAUCUGAGGUAAAUUCUAAUUCAUAUAGUCAGAUCUGAAGUGGAUUGGUGUUUUGGAGGCAAUUUUGUUGUUUGGAGCUUUGGCACAGGUCCUUUGAUUUGUCUUUCAAUGCUUUUUUGCAUACAUCGAGAGCCAUUUUGCAAUGUCGUUGUGAUUUGGUUGUAAUUUGGCUUUAAUUAUCUUUAGAUUUGUUUCUUUUCAUCUUCAAGCUCGGUUUUUAGUGUUUGGAUAACAUAUUUAAUGGCUUCUGUGGAUUUUCAGAAGAUAAAAAUGCAACCAUUAUGUUUAAUUGAGGGAUAAAAUGUCUGAAUUUAAUCAUGUUUCUGUGUUUGUUUAGAUCUGGUAUAAGUUUGCCUAUAUUCGCGAUAGGGUUGAUUUAAUCGGUAGUUUUUGCUUAUUAAUUCUCUUUUCUGCCUGUAUUUAUGUGAAUUACUUUCUUUAUUGCUUGAUCUGGCUCUACUGGUGUUUUGGAGGUGAAUUCAAUGUCAAAUGAGACAAACUUUAUAGAAGUCCCGCCCUUUGACCUGUUAAGACCUCCUUUGACAUCUUUUGCUCAACCUAGUUGUCAAAAGUUGUGGUUGAUUGGCAGUCCUUUGGAUCAUGUUUCACAAAAUAUACAUAUUUGAUAUUUGCUGUACAAAAUUCAUGUCGCUUAUAAGUUUUGUUAAGUUGAAUUUCAUGGAAAUGUGCCAAAUUUUAUUUUUGGAAAUACGAUUUCUUUUUUGGAAAAUACAAUCAAAAGUUUUUCGUUGGCUAUUAUUGCUUCAUAACUGCCCGAAGUCUGAGAAUUACUUCUGCCUGAUUCUUCUGGGUAUUUAUUAGGGUCAGCAGGAAAAAUUACCGGUAUUGAUCAGGGUCAUCAGGAAAAAUAAUCCCCUGAUCCUCUUGUGCUCGCUAUCUAUUCUGAGCUUCAACUGUUCUUUUCUUCGCUAUCAAAUUCUCGGAUAAACACAACCAUCUCAGGAUGAAGGCACUUAUUCUCGUUGGAGGGUUUGGGACACGAUUGAGGCCUCUGACUCUUAGUGUCCCAAAGCCACUUGUUGAUUUCGCUAACAAACCUAUGAUCCUUCAUCAGAUUGAAGCUCUCAAGGCCAUUGGAGUGAGUGAAGUGGUUCUUGCUAUAAAUUACCAACCGGAGAUUAUGCUGAAUUUCUUGAAGGACUUUGAGACGAAGCUUGGGAUCAAGAUCACUUGCUCACAGGAGACUGAACCACUUGGCACUGCUGGUCCCCUGGCUCUGGCUAGAGACAAACUGAUAGAUGAAUCUGGUGAGCCAUUCUUUGUCCUUAACAGUGAUGUCAUCAGUGAAUACCCCCUGAAAGAGAUGAUUGAAUUCCACAAAUCCCAUGGAGGGGAGGCUUCCAUAAUGGUAACCAAGGUAGAUGAGCCUUCAAAAUAUGGUGUCGUCGUUAUGGAAGAAUCAACAGGACAAGUAGAGAGAUUUGUUGAAAAACCAAAAUUGUUUGUGGGUAACAAGAUCAAUGCUGGGAUUUACCUUCUGAACCCAUCUGUUCUUGAUCGAAUUGAGCUAAGGCCUACCUCAAUCGAGAAAGAGGUCUUCCCAAAAAUUGCAGCAGCAAAAAAACUGUAUGGGAUGGUCCUACCUGGUUUUUGGAUGGACAUUGGGCAGCCAAGAGAUUACAUCUCUGGCUUGAGACUAUACCUAGACUCCUUGAGAAAGAAAUUUUCUUCCAAAUUAGCUUCUGGACCUCAUAUUGUAGGAAAUGUUCUGGUGGAUGAGAGUGCUAAAAUUGGUGACGGAUGCUUGAUUGGGCCUGACGUUGCUAUCGGCCCUGGUUGUGUGGUUGAGUCAGGGGUUAGACUCUCUCGCUGCACGGUAAUGCGUGGAGUCCGCAUCAAAAAACAUGCAUGCAUCUCAAGUAGUAUCAUCGGCUGGCACUCCACCGUUGGGCAGUGGGCUCGUGUAGAAAACAUGACUAUCCUUGGAGAGGAUGUUCACGUUUGUGAUGAAAUUUACAGCAACGGGGGUGUGGUUCUGCCGCACAAAGAGAUCAAAUCUAACAUUUUGAAGCCAGAAAUUGUGAUGUGAAGGUAUGUUGUUGGAUCUGUUUUAGGGGUUAGUAAGUUAUAUUGUGUUUGAUAUUUGAGAAUGUGUUCAUUAUUUUUCCUUUGCUUUUUAAUUUCCUCCUUUUCAAGUGUAAAAGUCAGUCUCAAGGAGUCUCGAGUGAUUUAAGCUUUGAUGGUGAAAGGUCAACGUCUGUUGUGAAGGGUAUAAAUAUGAUCACUGGUUUGUAACAUGUAAUCUUUAUAUUGUAUAUAGAAAUAAAUUAUCAGACACUCUCUCUGGUUUUUCGUUAAUGGCCAAGUUGGAGCAUAGAUUUUUGUGUAUUACCUGAUUGGCAUUUU
Molecule: messenger RNA, 2543 nt
Organism: Ilex paraguariensis (yerba mate)
Lineage: Eukaryota; Viridiplantae; Streptophyta; Magnoliopsida; Aquifoliales; Aquifoliaceae
Source: the annotation of a GenBank genome assembly